UCGGUAGUUAUCUUCUGGACGCUCAGAGUGCAAAACGUGCUCUGUUUUUAAUCGGAACAGUCGACAUCAAUAUGCUCUGGGAAUUCUUGGGGUUAUUUGUCAUCGCCUGCGGUUUGUUCUACCGUUGGGCCACCGCUAACAAUGACUUCUUCAAAAACCGGAAUUUGCCUUUUGCAAAGCCAACUUUAUAUUUUGGCAACAUGGCCCAAAUGUUUUUGAAAAAGAAAUCCAUGUUCGAUGUCGUCUGUGACCUCUACAACAAAGGAGGCUCUAGCAAGAUUUAUGGUAUCUUCGAGCAGCGGCAGCCACUUUUCAUGAUUAAAGACCCUGAUCUUAUAAAGCAAGUUACCAUUAAGGACUUUGAUCACUUUAUUAACCAUCGAAAUGUGUUCGGCACCGCGAGUGACGAUGAUCCCCACGAUAUGAGCAAUCUUUUUGGUAGCUCGUUGUUCUCUAUGCGCGAUUCCCGGUGGAAGGACAUGCGAGGCACCCUGAGUCCUGCCUUCACAGGCAGCAAAAUGCGUCAAAUGUUCUCUCUGAUGAAUCAAGUGGCCAAGGAGGCCGUCGACUGCCUGGAACGGAACGAACAAAUCGACCAGGGGAUUGAGUUGGACUUGAAAGACUACUGUACACGAUUCACCAAUGACGUGAUCGCCUCGACGGCCUUUGGUCUUCAGGUGAACUCUUUCAAGGAUCGCGAUAAUACCUUCUAUAUGAUGGGCAAAACGUUGACAAAAUUUUCUUUUGCCCAAAACAUUAAGUUCUUGUUAUUUUUUACCUUCAAAAGGUUUAGUAAGCUUUUGAAACUGGAACUUUUCGACAAAAAGAGUACAGAUUACUUUGUACGCCUGGUGCUGGAUGCCAUGAAGUACCGAAAGGAGCACAACAUUAUCCGUCCAGAUAUGAUAAACAUGUUGAUGGAGGCUCAGGGUAUCUUCCAAUCAGAUAAGACUAAGACGGCACCCGUUCGGGAGUGGAGCGAUCGAGAUAUUGUGGCCCAGUGCUUUGUGUUUUUCUUCGCCGGAUUUGAGACCUCGGCGGUGCUUAUGUGCUUCGCCGCUCACGAGAUAAUGGAGAACGAGGAUGUGCAGCAGAAGCUGUUCGAGGAGGUGCAGCAGGUGGAUCAGGAGCUCGAAGGCAAGGAACUGACCUAUGAUGCCAUCAUGGGCAUGAAGUAUUUGGACCAGGUCGUUCAGGAAGUUCUUCGAAAAUGGCCGGCAGCCAUUGCCGUUGAUAGGGAGUGCAAUAAGGAUAUUACCUAUGAAGUGGAUGGCCAGAGCGUGGAAAUAAAGAAGGGCGAUGUUGUGUGGUUGCCAACCUGUGGCUUCCACCGGGAUCCUCAGUACUUUGAGAACCCCAUCAAGUUCGAUCCGGAGCGUUUUAGUGAAGAAAACAAGGCAAAUAUUCAACCUUUCACUUAUUAUCCCUUUGGACUUGGCCAACGAAACUGCAUAGGAUCCCGAUUUGCUCUUUUGGAGGCAAAGGCUGUCAUUUAUUAUCUUCUGAAGAACUACCGCUUCGUCCCUGCCAAAAAGUCCUGCAUUCCACUUGAACUCGACAGCAGUGGAUUCCAAUUGUUACCCAAAGGCGGCUUUUGGAUCAAGUUGGUGCCACGUUGAUUUUAUAAAAGUGUUAAUUGUUUGUUGAUAAUUUUAAUUGUGAUUUAUUAAAGCAUUCUUUCAGGCAA
This is a messenger RNA of Drosophila ananassae, 1687 nucleotides long. Its product is annotated as probable cytochrome P450 9f2. Gene Ontology annotation, molecular function: oxidoreductase activity, acting on paired donors, with incorporation or reduction of molecular oxygen; heme binding; iron ion binding. The record is from RefSeq and is a predicted model, not a curated record. The transcript has 4 exons. Lineage: Eukaryota; Metazoa; Arthropoda; Insecta; Diptera; Drosophilidae. The coding region runs from base 72 to 1619 and encodes 515 amino acids.